AUGAUUGCUAAUAGUAAAGAGCAAAAAGACUCACGAUCAUCGAGGCGUAUUGGACGCCGAAAUUGCUUAGCUGGCGUAACCAUAUCAUUAUUUCUCAGUGGAAUUGCUCUGUGUGUAGUCUUAAUCACGCUCGUCGUUCCACACAGAGAGUGCCCAAGCUGUCCUUCCUUCGUUUCUGAAGAUCUGAAGUCGGUAUGGAUUUUCAUGGGAGUUGCUUACUCGUUGUUGAUUUCUGGAGGAUGUAUUAUUGUGAUACUAACGUUCCGAGAUAGGCGAAUAAACAGUCCCGACGGUUCAUUUCCGGAAGAAGUUGAAACCCCUUAUACGAUUCUGCCACAAGAUCCUGGAAAUUCCUCUGCGUUUGUUUUGCCACCUCCUCCAGUCUGGCCAGUAGUUUUUUUUUUAGAGAUUUUUAGAGAUUUUUUAGAGUAGAUUUCUUUACUACUUUAAUGACACUGAAGCUGUCCCAUCGUCAUACUGUGUAAACUGUCCUGAACCACAGCCAUCAAGCUACGAAGAAGCAGUUUCAUUGACAUAACAUUUAGCUACCAUCCAUGGAUUUUCAAACUCUGCAGACUUCUUCGAAACCGGAUCAAUCGUAAUCCCAGACUACAUAAAUGCAAACUCUGUAUACUGUUUUUUAUGGUUAAACUGGCCCUGAUAUAUAUUGGAGCAAACAAUAUUAUUACAAUUAAAACUUUACUUAAAACCAGUGAAUUGUUAUCACGAAAGAUUUUUUAAACUAUCGUGUUUUACUAAAAAUAAAGUCGUCAAAAACCGAUUUACAAGACAUAGAAUAAAUUCUUAGUCGUACGAUUAUCAUUUCAGCUGACUAUCGCUUUCAUUGCUGUGGCUUAAAAUGAACAAGUUUCAAAGCUGAAAAUAAAGGUGAAAAAAAUUCCUCUACAAGGUUCAUCAAACAGAAUGUAAACUUCCAUAACGACACAAAUCUUAAACUGUAUUUUCUUGGCCGUCAGGACAGCAACCUCGAGGAAGAGUUUAAAAUGAAUUUGCAUUUUUCUUUUGAGUUUCGUAAAUGUCUGGAUGUGUUUACCGACUCUUACCGCGCCACGCCUCAACUUCAGGAUAACGAAUGUGAGUAGCGUUAAGUUCCAAAUGGAAAGUUAAAUAAUUUGCCGUCGGGAUUCUGUUCUCGAGCCACGCAAAGUUUAGUGAUUCCACUUUUUUGUCUCGCAGAGGAUUGCUUAGAAAUUUUCGAAGUUUUAAAACGCUCGAGCUGAACUUAUUGAUCUGCUUAAUUGAUCUUUUAUUUUGAGGCGUCUUCAUUGUUAUGGCCGUCGCUUAUAGAAGUUCCUAGCUUCGAACCCCCCAUUUCUUUGGAGUGAGUGGUAAAGCAUUGAAGCGCGAAAUCCAAAGAUCUUCGGUUGGAGUCUUCUAGAAGACUACCUCUGUCGCAUGUUUGCGACAAACAGAUUACCAAGUUCUUUGACCUUUAGAAAGUUGGAACAUUCUAUAACAGCAUCCAAAGUGAUGCUAGUUUUAAAGUCCGCAUAAUCAAGAGUAAAGAGCAUCUAAAAGUUGAAUCAAUUAAAGCUACUGAGAAGAAACAAGUUUAAGUGGCGAUACUUGAAAUUUAAUCAGCUGCAUGAAGGACACUUAAAUUUCCUCGCGCACUCAAGAAUCACGUGCCCUUCAUUUGAUGAACGUGACUUCAGUAAUUUUCCAAAUAUAAUUUCUUACGUAGGUAAAACCAAACAGAGCAGCAAAAAUAUCGUUUAGAUAGCCGGAAAUGUUCUUUAACGUCUGGUAUACAGAGCAAUAUAAUAAUUUUUGGCGUAUAGUGCCCGAAAAUUUGCCAAAACUUUUUUAAUGAGCCCCAUGCGCGUAACGUUCACAGUGGAGGUCUGCAAACAGCCCAUGAGAGUCCGUCAAAUAACAAGAUCAGCCUAAACACAAAAAAGAGGCAUAUGUAAUAUCGAAAAGUAGUGAACAAUACCGUUUCAAAAUGGCAGAUGAUCCACAGGUAGCGAAUGAAGCACAGGAAUCCACGAGAGAAUCGAUUACAGCAAAGAAGGGAUCCUUGAUUCUCGCGUUCCUCGCUCUUCUUUGUUUUGGAGCUGGGGUGUUCAUCUUUGGUGCAGUGAUUUUCCUACUCAUUCGAGAAAGGUGUAAUGAUUGCAAGCAGAGCUCAUUGGGAAAGAGUUUGUCUAUUGUUGCCUUUUCGUCGAUUGUCUUCGGUUUUGGCUUCCUGGGAGGUUAUUGCAAGAGAUCCAAAAAGUUCUUCACCCGUCCAGUUGCUGAGUUAGUUGUUGUCUCUGCGAUUCCAGCAGAAAAUCUGGAAAAAUCGCCUGCUCCUGUUCUGCACGAUAACCAUGUUUCCCCACGUCAUUUGUACAUGAGUUCAGCCUCAGAUUUGCCUGAUUAUUUUACCGCCAUCAGAAAUAUUGAUGGUUUAUAUUCAGCUGCAGACGCCGAAGUUCGGUCGGAAGAUAUCCCCAAAACCCCGCCACCAUGUUAUGAAGAAGCGCUUAAAAUGCCUGCUUUGGCUAAUACGACAAUCUAAAAGGAUACGAACAAUUUCAAAGAAGGAGUCAUCGAAAGUGAAGAAAUAAGCCUGGGAUAACUUUAUCUCUUCAUUUCACCUCUCCAUAUUAUAUUUUGACCGUCCUGCUUUGUAGAUUUUUAUCAAUUUUCGCGUGACUUAUGUUUUUUUUUUAAUUUGCGUACCAAACAUGCUAGGUCAAAGGUUAGCAAAAAAAGGUUUAAAAAAAUGAGUAUUGACAAAAAGGUGAUUGAAUAGGCUGGCGGUUAGCACGCGCACAAAGGUUCACUUACUAAUGAUUAUUUUUUUAAUUCCAAAGAACGGUUCGCGCGUUUAAAAACGUGGAACUUGUCUCUUUGUUAAUGGUCCGAACUGUUCCCUGACGUACUGGAACCAAGAACCAGGAUAAAGUCGAUGAGGGACUAUGGAUACAGAGAUACUUCGCAACGAAGCAAUGAUAUCCAUUUUCUAUUAAUUUAUCAUCCACGUUAGGAUAACUGAGUAAUAUGCACUCUUCUGUUUUAAGAUGCACGCAUGUUAAGUUGUGUCUCAGCACAGGUAACCCACACUCGCACAAUGAACCUCUUUAAAUAUGUAAAUAUAUCUUGGGAUUUGUAUCCGAAUGAACGGCCCCAUUAUCAAGCCAAAAACUGAACUUAUUUCGAAUAUAAACGAGGUAGCCUCCUUUUUGUGCAUUUUGUAAGUUUUCUGGGCUGAUUUACGACAGUUUACCUCGAGAGUUUUAAGUCUCCGUUUUUUUCCCUAUACAUAAAACUUUGAUAUUUUCAUUUUCAUAUUUUUCGGAGGCUCAAAGUGUAAGCAUGGGCUUGCUGUGGUCGUACGAAGUUGAAACUAUUAAUAAAGUUUAAACUCGAAGUCUUUCUUUCUUGACGUGACGUCACACUUUGAUUCACGGAUGACUUCCUGUUUGAUUUCAAAGCAAACAAAGUCUCAAUUAAAUGAAAUAAAUUUUAUUUGGACCUUACGAUAAUUAAAAAAAACCCAUUGAAAUGAUCCCGACAGGAUCAAUUGAACUUAUUGCAGAAUAAGAAGCCAAAACGAAAAAAAAAAAAGCGAAACAAGAAAAGGCCCAGACGAUGUUUUGGCCUGUACAGGAUCAAUGUCAAUAUCUAAACAACUGUGUACCUACCUUCCCUUAAUACAACAACGUCAACUGGAAAUAAGUUAUGGUUACUGUUGGUUUAUGGGAGGGGUAGGCGUGCAGUUGCUCCCACAACUCCGAUCCUAAGUAUUAGUUUGGUGCUAAUACGAGCUAAGUUUCGAAGCCACAGACGUAGAGUGGUGCCAAUUGCCCCCCCCCCCCCCCCAAAAAAAAAUGGCUCGUCCACUUCCGGCUAAAUAUUUUUUUUUAGCUGCAAGCACAAGAAUAUCUAUACAUUUUACAUCGGAAUACAUUUAGAGAAAUUUCAAUGGAGCGUCGUAAAACCCAAACCAAAUUUAUCUUAACACUUAAACUCCCAUGAGCGACCAAGACAGAAUUUCUCCUUACAAUAUCAUUACAACAUCAAGCAGACAAGUGAUGAGAAUAAAGAAAAAUAUUGAUUAGGGGAUUAUAAGUUGAUCUGAUCCUAAAUUCUCCAAACUAACAUCCCAAGAACUGUAUGGCAGACAGUAAGGAGAAUUACUAAUGAGAUCUGGGCACAAAAAAUCGUAAAUUAAAAACUACUACGUCACGGGCGAAAUUCGUCACUGUACAUUUGUUGUAAUAUCUGUUAUAUAAUUCAUUAUAAUAUAUUCAAAUGGUAUUCCUAUUGCCUUGAACAGAAUAUCUGUUAAAAUCAUUAUAAACGUUUCUCCUAGAAACGGAGGAAAAUCGUUUAAAACGUUUCCCCUAGAAACGACCCAACUUAACGUGAGGUAAUAUUAAAACAAGUUUCAGAUCUCUUAAACCUUCAAAACGUUUCAGUGGUUUAAACUAUUACUAGUAGUAGCAUGUGAGAUUCGUAGUGACAAACUGCUUCAUGAGCUUGAUAAAAGUAGUCUUGCUCGGAACUUUUGACAUGCUAAUUAGAUAUAUGCGUUGUGGUUAAAUUUCUACUAAGAAAAUUUAUCAGAGUGUUGUUUCCCCUCCACCUCUAAAUUCUACUAAAGACAUCGGCGAGCUUUCCUCACCGGUUAUAAAAGCCAGUUUGAGAGCAUCAUCGUAACAUGGUGGUGGAGUUUCUGGAAACCUUUUUAUCCAAACUGCAUCUUCCUCGGAUAAAUAUAUUCCAUCAAUAUUCUGGACAGCAGUAAAAUAAUCUGGCAAGUCCAUCGAAGAGGUCCUAAGAGACAGAAGACGGCGAGGAAUAUGGCUGUCAGGAAGAAUAGGAGACGGAGAAGUCGCCAAAACUUCCACAGGAAUCGUCGAGAUCGUAGCCUGAGAAUCAUUUGAUAGUCUCUUGGGUCGUACCAACACUAUCAAUGCUAAUCCAACAACCAGGAGUACUGAGGCAAUGAUUGCAAAUCUAACAGUUGAGUUUUUAUAGGAAAGAUCGAAAAUGGCGAAUACGAACAGAAUAAGGCUGCCAGCGAAACAAAUAAGAGUGAGAACUGUAACCACGAAAGAAACUUUUUUUCUGUUCCUUGAUAACCUCGCGUUUUCUCGUCCCACAGAAUCAUUUGUACUUGUCAUUUUCGAAGACUUGGAAUGACAAAGUAAAACUGAUGAUAUCUUCAAAGCGUAAAUUCAGCAAUCGUUGAAUAAAAGGGAGACGCGCUUUAUGAAAAGCCGUUGCUUCUGCAAAUAUAGGUUGAUCCCUCGUCAACAGAAGUGUAACUACAGGCAGUAGUAGCAAUGUACCUUAGGCGCUGGAAAAUGCAAAUCGCAUGAUACAUCCUCCAGCAUCCUGAAUCAUGUUAUCAAAAUAACUUAUUGACGCAAAUUAUACCAUCGUUUUUACUUCCAAGUGGCUUUCGGAAACUUCCACAUAACAGUUGACUUAUGUUGAAAUGAGGAUGUAACAGUAACUUUCCGAUCAGUCCUUAUACAAAGUAAAAGGAGAUAGUCGUACAAAUGAAUACAUUUACAGUUUCGAUAGAAAACCUGCGUCUAUUUUUUGAAAAAAUCGGUUCCCACAGGAAGUUAACUGCACGCAGAUACGACUGUCAGUAGGAGGUCCAGUAUACCUUCCCCUAGGCCUCUGAAGUUAUAAACGGCACAGACAAAAAAUGUACGUAUAGCAAGCGCCAGGGGAAAAGAAAAAAGCUUAUUUCAGUAUUUUACGUUUUAUCGUUUUUAUUUGCCAUUACAUAUAAAAAUAUUUCUACAACUUAGAACAAUUUGUAAAUAAAUCAAACAAACAAAAAGGGUUAAUGGAGGGGAGGGGGGACUUGCUGAAAACCAUUAAGGUUUUUAGGCUUAGGUUCCCUUAAAAGUAUUACAAGAGAAGUAAAUCUAAACAACAGAUAUAGCAAAUAACGUGUUGACAAGCCAUAUAACAGUUCAGUUGUUGAGGAAAGAUAUUUUAAGAUUUUUCCAAAAGGAUGCUAGAGCCGGAAGAACCAGUGAUCUCAGAGGAGAGAGAGUUGAAAAACUCUCAACUUCUGGCCGCCGUGCACGUCUCAAAAACGUCUGCACUUAGGGUUCUUUAUCGAAUUAAAUAUUCGUUGCUGUGGAGACGGCACUAAACAGCGACCGUUUUACUGUUUCUGUGGACGUCGGCAAGAAGAGUCAAUAUGUAAAACAUGCUUUCGUGUGAUAAAUAGACAAUAUUCUGAGGAGCUUCGAUUCUUCGUUCUUGAUAUUCAACUUUUCCCGGAAGCCGUUAGAAGUUGAGGAUAGCUUUUGUCUUCAGUUUUUCCGAAAAGGUAAAAGCACGACCAGAAAGUCACGUUUUGAACUGAAGAACAAAAUGAUUCAAAAGUGGCGUUCAACCGCUAUUUACAAAACAAUGAAAAUCACAGCAUAAAUCAUCCAUGCAUGGUAAUUAUCAUUACUUGAAGUUGUUUUUACUAAUUUUAAUUUAAUUGCCAUAUUUUCAAACACUCUACUUCAACAAAUUUGCAGAAGCAAAUUAAUUAAUAAUAAUGGUUCAAUAAGAACGCAUGAAGAUUCGAACGGAUCACGUUCUCAGUUUUCCACGCUGUUAGGUAUAUUACCGACCUCGUGAAGCCACGUCUGAGCUGCCAAAGAUACGAGUGCGAUUGAGAUCCAUGCUGGACGCCCUUGCUCUCCAGCACGAGCGAAGACUGCCUAAUCUCGUGACAUUCCUCUGAAGUUUUCCUUUUCUUCUAAUUUCUCUUCGCUCUCACGAAACGCCAACGCGGCACUCGAAAGGUCAGCUUUGAAACUCCUUACGUGAUCAGUUUACAUUAUCAUUUCAGUUGACAAAACCAAAUUACUUUGUCAGUAAUACCUCCCGCCGAUGCAGAAACCACUGUUUAUCCGGAAACUUACCCUCUUUUUGUAAACAUUGUAUUUGUCUACGUUCACAAAUAUAUUGUGUUGCCAUAAAUAAUAUUAAGAUAAAUUAUUUCAUUGUUUUAAAUACUAUCAUUGUCCAAGUUAUUUUUAUUGUCAUUAUCAAUAUCAUUAUGAUCCUACACCAUGUCAUGUUGCUAAAAAUGAACUCAAGAAGAAUAGCAAUAAAUACGGUGAUAUUGGUGUUGCGUCGAUUUUUCUUGCGAUUUGGCGGUGUUUGCUUUAUUAUUUUUGCGAUAUCAUGAUAUUCAGAGCCCCUUAAUGCCCCUUUCAUAUGUGCAACCUUGAUGAGUGAUCCUGAUUUACCUAAAAACGUGAUGUGCUCUUCAUGAACACGUGGCCAUUUGAACGUGAACUUGGUUCUUAAGAAAAACACGUGUUUUUGGACGAUGACUGCCACCAGUCUCAUUGUAAUAUUAUUUUGCUCACGUAAGACCAUUGAAGCAAGAUAGACGUCGUUGGAAUGGCCGGAAUAAUUGCUCUGAUGGUGUCCUGACCAAAAGGUACAAAGCGGAGGUUUGCAAAAAGCCCAUGACAAUUCUGACGAGAACUUCCGUUAAGAUAACAAGCAUAGGCGACGCACAAGAGAGUCGCACUAUACGAAGAAAGAGCGGCCGGAAAAACACCGUGUUACUAUGGCAGAUGAUGUUCAAGUAACAAACCAAACUCAGGAAUCCAUGAGAGUGUUAAGCACAGCGCGUAAGUGUUCCCUAAUCCUAUUGAUCUUCGCUCUCCUCUGUUUUGGAGCUGGUGCGUUUAACUUUGGAAUUGUGAUUGUACUAAUGGCUCAGGCAAGUUGUAGUGACUGCAAGCAGAGUUCAGUGGGCAAAAGUGACCCAAACACAUUAAUACAGAUUUUGUCGACUGUUGGUCUUUCAUUGUUUGUUCUCGGUUUUGGCUUGCUGGGAGGAUAUUUUAGAAGAUCAAAAAAGUGCUGCGCCCGUCAAGUUGCAGAGUCAGUCGUUAUUUCUACGAUCCCAGCAGAAGAUUUGGAAAAAUCGCCUGCUCCUGAUCUUCAACAUAAUGACAUUUCUUCGAGUCAUCUGUUUUUUAGUACAACCUCAGAUUUGCCUGAUUACUUUACUGCUGUUGCGAACGCUGACAAUCUUUAUUCAACUGUGGACGCCGGAGUCUGGACGGAAGAUGUCCCCAAUUUUCCACCACCGAGUUAUGAAAGAGCUCUCGAAAUGGCUGCUUUAGCUUUUACGACAAACGAGGCAGAUACAAACAAUUUUAAGGAAGAAGAUAGUGUCAGUAGGAUUACAAUGGUGUAA
Messenger RNA from Pocillopora meandrina, 8200 nucleotides. The record is from the annotation of a GenBank genome assembly. NCBI's taxonomy places the organism in Eukaryota, Metazoa, Cnidaria, Anthozoa, Scleractinia, Pocilloporidae.